Molecule: messenger RNA, 2226 nt
Organism: Eleginops maclovinus (Patagonian blennie)
Lineage: Eukaryota; Metazoa; Chordata; Actinopteri; Perciformes; Eleginopidae
Product: F-box only protein 6-like
Exons: 6
Coding region: 355-1215 (286 amino acids)
Biological process (GO): SCF-dependent proteasomal ubiquitin-dependent protein catabolic process; glycoprotein catabolic process
Cellular component (GO): SCF ubiquitin ligase complex; cytoplasm
Molecular function (GO): protein binding; ubiquitin protein ligase activity
Source: RefSeq, a predicted model, not a curated record
UACGUCCCGACUCAAGGUCCUGGUAUAAAUACCAAGUGCAGCGUCGCUAGCUGUUAGCUUUCCGGAAUACAAUGACAUUUGACGAAGUAAAACAGAAACUGUACUUCGCUUCUCAGGCAUGUGUCGUCAUACGUUACAUUUAGUAGUGUAGGAAAGAUUAUAGCUGCUUCUGACUCACUUUAAAGUCUCUUUACCUCGAAACGUACUUCGUGUUGUGAGUUAUUGGAAUAUAAAUAAAUGUAGCUACGCAGCAGCUAAAGGUUUAUAACCCCCACGCAGACUUAUUUUCGGUCUGAAGUCGAUAGCUAUAAAUGUGGCUUGAUUAUUCGUUAAAAAAUAAGCAUUAGCUUAAGCAUGAAGAGCAAAGCUAAAGCUAUGGGUGGAUCUCAAAGUGCUUCUCUGGCCUCAAAUCAGGAUGCCUGUCUGUGGGUUCAAGCUGCAGGAUCUUCAGAUUCAUUUUCACUAGAGAGGGGGUCUGAGCUUCCUCUGGAUAUCCUGGAAGAGAUUUUCCUGAAUCUGCCUCCUCAACAGGUGGUCAGGGCUUGUCGGUUAGUGUGCCAUCAAUGGAAAGUAGUGGUUGAUAGUGAGUCCCUGUGGAAAGAGAGAUGUAGAAGAGAAGGAUAUCACCCCCGUGAUACUUCCAAAAAACCCUCAGACUGGAGGUUGUUUUACUUCUUGUGCAAGCGGAGAAGAAACCUUCUCAAGAAUCCUAGAGGAGAAGAUGAGAUAAGGAACUGGGCGAUACUUGCAAAUGGUGGCAACCAUUGGAAAGUAGAAGGAUUAAUGGUGCCACACCAAGAUGAGACUGUCCAGAAAAACUUUGUUACUUCUUUCGAGAUGUGCAUGAAGUCCCAGUUGAUUAACUUGGAGAAGGAAGGUUACAACGCAUCGUUUAUGGAUCACUUCCAGCCCGACAUCAAAAUAUCUGAUUGGUACGCACCACGAUGGGAUUGUGGCAGUCAAUAUAAGAUCUGUGUAGAGCUGCUGAAUCACAGAAAGAGUGUUGUCCAGACUUUUGAUCCUGACACUAUUACCUUCGAGCAGUGGAACGAACAGCAAUGGAAUCAGCUGACCCAUGUAUUCCAGAACUACGGACCAGGAGUUAGAUACGUCCGUUUCACCCACGGAGGCAAGGACACACAGUUCUGGGCAGGAUGGUAUGGGAUUCGUGUCACCAACAGCAGCGUCGAGAUAUGUCCAGCAGUGGACACGUAGCUCUUACGGAUUCCUCCGAUGCCUUUGCCUAUAAUUGCACCUUCUUUUUGGAAUCAAACUAAGUUUUGUUUUCCUUUUUAUAACCACAUUUUACCCGUUGAAUGAAUGUUUCUUUGAGUAAAAUGAUAUGUGUAUCUAGAUGUGGUUUGCUUCGAAAUGUAAUUUUCAAAAACAGCCACAAUGCAAUGCUGUACCUUAAGAAGAAAUAUGAACUUCACAUAGAUAUAUUUGAAAGUGCUAUUCUAAAUUAUGCAGAUUUGUGUUCGGAACAUAAUCACCCCAAGAGACAAUUAAACAUGUAUAUUAUCAUUAUCUGUUCAUGGUCUCUGGUUGAGCAUUUAAAAAAUGAGGUUCAUUUGAAAUUACCCACUUUCCCAGAAAAGCCUUGAGGUCACAUGUUUCAGUAGAGUGUCAUUAUGAAAACACACUGAUUGAAAACAGUCAUGUCACACCUAGUUUAAGUUUCAACAUUAUAACUUAAAAGUCCAAAUUAUAUUGUUUAUCAUUUAAGGUUUUUUUUAUGCCAACUGGAUAUAUAAUCUGUCAGGAUCAACUGCCACCCAGACUGUACGGAGGCUGCCUGCAGAACGACAGAUGAUCUGGUUCUGAUGUUUGUUUGCUUCUCAGUUGUAUUGAAAGGUGGUGUGAUUAAACACGUGAAGGGAUAUGAAUACAUCAGUGGGUGCAGAAUGACUGCUACAUAAGAACAACUCUCAACAGUUAAUCUCUCAGCUCACGAGGGAUCUUUUAUAUAAACGCUGUAAUAACCCUGCCGUAACAAUAACUGAUAACAUUAUAUGCACUACUUUGUAAGUUGAAAUGCUGAACAUGUAUAAUGAAGCCUUGUGGAAAAUGUAUAGAAGUGCGUAACCUUUUAUGAUGUAACCAUGAAAUUGGACAACACGUAAUAUUUGAAGUUAGGUUUAUUCAUAAUACUGGUUUAUUGUGAUGCUUUACAAGCAAGAUACAACUUUGAUGUCAACUUGAUUAAAAACCAAAGGGUCAAAGCAA